Molecule: messenger RNA, 2354 nt
Organism: Oryza sativa Japonica Group (Japanese rice)
Lineage: Eukaryota; Viridiplantae; Streptophyta; Magnoliopsida; Poales; Poaceae
Source: RefSeq, a predicted model, not a curated record
UGGAUUUCAUAAAAAAAUACAUCUUUAUUCCUCAUAUAUGUCGCCUCAAUUGUCAAUUUAUCAAACACAUGCAAUAUUCACUUUGUUAUAAAUUAAACCUACAUGUCAAUUAUCAGACGAUACUCCCACUAAAUGGUUCUUUCAAAUAUAUAAUGUUUGCAAAAAGUAAAUGGGAAAUUAAUAAGUUAUUAUAAGAAAAUAUAUAAAAUUCAGUGCUCUUUAUACGGGCUAAAAAGACAGCGCGCCAACAGCCGCACUAAUUUUUCUAGUUAUAUAUUAUAUAAGUGGAGAGAAUUUUGACGGCGUUAUAACGUAGCCAGCCUAGUGCUCUCAUCGCCCGUUCUGCUAGUUGGCGAAUCAAUUCGAUUGUGGCUAUCUUAAACGCACAGUUCACAACUCCACAUGCAUUCCGGUGUAACCACUGGUUCCACACAUGCUUAACCAUCUAGAAUUAGCGUGCCAGCCAAUAUAUUCCUUCCAAGUUGUAUUGCUCCGUUUUGGCGUCACAUUCACGAACCCUACCAAGCCCCGCCGGCGCGCGUAUACGUAUUUACAAUUAAUACGACGAAACAGCGAAACUUCCUAACCCCAAAUCAUCAUCAAGCGUGUUAAAUUAGGAGUUCGCGUGGUGAGUGUGCUUGAUGCGAACGUGUUACCUGCAGCUGCUGACUCGAGUGUGUGGCUGAGGCGGGGAUCAUGUCGAAGUUGCAGGACCGCCACGGUGGCGAGGCGGCGGCCGACGUCGGCCGCCGAGCGCGUCACCAGCGGCUGCUGCUCAGCUUCCCGGUGUUCCCGAUCGUGCUGCUGCUCCUCGCCCCGUGCACCAUCUUCUUCUUCACGUCCGGCGACGUGCCGCUCCCCCGCAUCCGCAUCGAGUACGCUCGCCGUGACGCUCCGACGAUCACCGCGGUGGCAGCGGACACGUCGCCGCCACCACCUUCACCACCGUCGUCGUCGCCGCCACCGUUGUCGUUUCCGCCUCCACCGCCUCCGCCAUCAUCACCACCUCCGCCAGCUCUGCCUGUGGUCGAUGAUCACAGCGACACGCAACGGUCGCUCCGGCGGCUGCGGCAGCUGACGGACAGCCCGUACACGCUCGGCCCGGCCGUGACGGGCUACGACGCGCGCAGAGCGGAGUGGCUGCGCGAUCACACGGAGUUCCCGGCGUCGGUGGGGCGGGGCCGGCCGCGGGUGCUGAUGGUGACCGGGUCGGCGCCGCGGCGGUGCAAGGAUCCCGAGGGCGACCACCUGCUCCUCCGCGCGCUCAAGAACAAGGUGGACUACUGCCGCGUCCACGGCUUCGACAUCUUCUACAGCAACACGGUGCUCGACGCCGAGAUGUCCGGGUUCUGGACGAAGCUGCCGCUGCUGCGCGCGCUGAUGCUGGCGCACCCGGAGACGGAGCUGCUCUGGUGGGUGGACUCCGACGUGGUGUUCACCGACAUGCUGUUCGAGCCGCCGUGGGGCAGGUACAGGCGCCACAACCUCGUCAUCCACGGAUGGGACGGCGCCGUGUACGGCGCCAAGACGUGGCUCGGCCUCAACGCCGGCAGCUUCAUCAUCCGCAACUGCCAGUGGUCGCUCGACCUGCUCGACGCCUGGGCGCCCAUGGGGCCGCCGGGCCCCGUCCGCGACAUGUACGGCAAGAUCUUCGCCGAGACGCUCACCAACCGGCCGCCGUACGAGGCCGACGACCAGUCGGCGCUCGUCUUCCUCCUCGUGACGCAGCGCCACCGGUGGGGCGCCAAGGUGUUCCUCGAGAACUCGUACAACCUGCACGGCUUCUGGGCGGACAUCGUCGACAGGUACGAGGAGAUGCGGCGGCAGUGGCGCCACCCGGGGCUCGGCGACGACCGGUGGCCGCUGAUCACGCACUUCGUCGGCUGCAAGCCGUGCGGCGGGGACGACGCGAGCUACGACGGGGAGCGCUGCCGGCGAGGCAUGGACCGGGCCUUCAACUUCGCCGACGACCAGAUACUGGAGCUGUACGGGUUCGCGCACGAGUCGCUCGACACCAUGGCCGUGCGCCGCGUCAGGAACGACACCGGCCGGCCGCUGGACGCCGACAACCAGGAGCUCGGCCGCCUACUGCACCCAACAUUCAAAGCCCGCAAAAAGAAGACAUCCAGAGCAGCCAGGCCCAUGUAAUGACGAAGAUCAUAUCGAAAACCGUGUAAUUAUGGAGAUAUGAUACUUUGAUUAGGUUGUAUUUUCGUUUGGAGAUAUUUCUUGAAUAUUGAUGUAUGAACGAGGACCGGAGAUAUUUAAUGUGUUGUUUUUACACCCAAAAAAAUUCUCACUUUAUGUACGAGCUAAUUCCGGUUACUUGACUUAUUAAAAAAAAUUGCGAGCAA